AUACCCACAACCACACUCACAGAAACACAGACAUGAGCACUUUCACACCUAUCUGGGCCAGAAACCUUCUCCAGUCAUUUCCACAACUUCUUAAGAAAGGCCAAUCCUCUGCAUAAAGAAGAAUGAUCCACACUGCUGGAACUACAUCCUGAAGAGAUUAUUAGAAAUAUCUAUGACUUCAAGGCCCUGCAACACAGAGACAACAACGUUUGGGAAAUUGUAAAGAAGUUCUUGGCGCAAGCACAUCAUUUAACACUGAGUACCUGGACGUUAUUUCGCAGCACCCAUGAAGCCAGACACCAUGACCAUGACAGCACUAAACAGCGAACAAGAUACAGUGUGUAUCUUUGGCACAGGGGACUUUGGACGAUCUUUGGGGCUUCGAUUGCUUCAGGCAGGGUAUGAAGUUGUCUAUGGAUCCCGAAACCCCAGAAAUUCUGCUCUGUUGCCCAAGGGGGCAAAGGUAUUGCCACACGAGGAAGCAUCUCUGAAAGCAAGGGUAAUAUUUGUGGCUAUUCAUCGAGAGAACUAUAACUUCUUGGCCAGUCUGAGGCCAGCUCUUGAAGGAAAGGUCCUGGUGGACGUCAGUAAUAACCUGAAGAAGCAUCAGUACACAGAAUCUAAUGCUGAAUAUCUGAGCACAUUGGUACCUGAGGCACUCGUGGUCAAAGCCUUCAAUACUGUCUCAGCCUGGGCACUGCAAUCAGGAGGGCUGGAUGCCAACAGACAGGUAUUGAUUUGUGGAAACCAUGUGGAUGCCAAACAAGCAGUAAUGGACAUAUCCCACAGUUUGGGUCUGACCACCCUGGACCGAGGCUCCCUGAGAGUGGCAUCUGAGCUGGAGGAUCUACCGCUUCAACUCUUCCCUCUUUGGAGGCUUCCUUUGCGUAUCAGUGCUGGACUGCUUGGCACCUUCUUCGUCUAUGUUCUCAUUCGGGAUGUUGUCUAUGCACGGGUUGUUGAAAACAAAGACAAUUCCUUUCGCAUCAUGAUCUCGCUAGCUAAUAAGGUGUUUCCUAUGGUCUCACUGGUGAUGCUGGCACUGUGCUAUCUCCCUGGUAUCAUUGCUGCUUUCUUGCAGCUCUACAAUGGCACUAAAUACCGCCGAUUUCCUGACUGGCUGGAUCGCUGGAUGUUGUGCAGAAAGCAGCUGGGAUUACUGGCACUGGCUUUCGCUUUUCUGCAUGUGCUGUACACACUGGUGAUCCCAAUCAGAUACUACGUUUUCUAUAAAAGGGCCAACAUUUAUAUUUCACUGGUCAAAGAGAAUAAAACAUACGAGUUCAGUGAAAUGUUCGCCUGGCGUUCCGACUCCUACUUGUCCACUGGAAUGCUGGGAUUUGCGCUAUUUGUUUUACUAGGAAUCACAUCACUUCCAUCUGUCAGCAACUCUCUCAACUGGAGAGAAUUCAGAUUUAUACAGUCUAAACUUGGCUAUUUGACGUUGCUCCUGUGCACUGCUCAUGCCUUCCUGUAUGGAUGGGACAAGUUCCUGAGUGCGUCAGCCUACAAAUGGUGGAUGCCAUCAGGCUAUAUACUGACUCUGGUGGUCCCCUGCAUUGUUCUGGUUUUAAAAACAGUCUUAAUUAUGCCAUGCAUGGACCAUACUCUCACUCGCAUACGCCAGGGAUGGGAGAGACCAGGCAAAGCUGGGAUGGACAAACAUGCAAAAAACAGCCAGCCACUCAUUCUAUAAACAAUGUUUAAUAUGCUUAAUGGCAUGACUUGACCACAUGCCCAAGUGUGUCAUGGCAUUGGUAUUCGUGUAGAUGGAUUUUUGCCAGCUUUGACAAACACCACACUUUAAAGAGAAACCAAACUGAUAAAGGUUUAAUAUGUACUUAUGUAUCUGUGCAUAAUGCUAAAGUAGAGAUGCACCAUUUAUUCUUUGAGAAAUGAAGCAAAAAUAUUAAAAGCUGAAGCACACAUCUUUUACCAGGUUGUUGCUUUGGUGAGACAAGUUAUAAAUGCAGUUUAGAUUUGAGGUAUAGAAUCUAAGAAAGAGUACAUUAGGAAUAAAACGUGACAGGGUGUGCUGUUGUUGGAAAAUAAUUAACGACAAGAUGGUGUGAUUUUCUCUGAUACAGAGCGGAGUUAAAAGGAAGUUGAGUAAUUUCAGUUUUAUUCCUUUUAUAUUACAGCAAUUAAAUAAUGGUGUUUACUUUUUAUCUAUUUACGGUUAUGUUUACUGUCAUGGAACGUCUGCAAAACAAGUUAUUUCCGACUAUUAUUUACAUGACAAUUUCACGCUGACUAGCCUCUCUGUUUUAAUUUCUCUUGAAGUUAAUAAGACAAAAAAUGCUUGCCAUGUGAUUGAGAAACAAGAAAGUACGGUGGCCAGGAAUUGCAAAACAAAAUUACAAAAUGUGAAACACUUUUACAUUUUAUAAAACAAAAUUACAUUAGCAAAACACUUUUACUAAGGACAAAACAAAUUUACAUCUUAGAAAACACUGAUAAGAUGCGAAACACUUUUAGAAGUGCUGAAACAAAUUUAGAAAAUGAAAUGCUGCAAGCAACCCAGAAGUACGGUGGCCAGGAAGUGAUAGAGUGAGUGGUCAAUUCGUGUUAUCUUGUUCCCUGUGUGCUUGGUCCUUCUGUCUGGUCCGUGUCCUUUAAAAAUUCUAGAGACCGUCCACACGAAAAGCAAAGCCAUGUUAAGCGGUUUAUGUGUUUUCCAUAAAAGGGGCAAAACAUCAUUCGGUCACAGUCGAUAUUCCGUCACCAUAAACUCCACAGAAGGCAAUACAAAUUGACCACUUACUCUGUCACUUCCAGAUCGCUUGCGGCAUUUGGUACAUUCCCCUUCUGUGAGGAUUUUUGUUUGUAAAUUUGUUUUGGGACUGGUAAAAGUGUUCCGCCACUUGUAAAUUUGUCUCAGCACUUGUAAAAGUGUUUCACAUCUUGUCAAUUUGUUUUCUAAGAUGUAAAUUUGUUUUGUCCUUGGUGAAAGUGUUUUGCGAAUGUUAUUUUGUUCUAUAAAAUGUAAAAGGGUUUCACAUUUUGUAAUUUUGUUUUGCACUUCAUAGCCACCGUAAGAAAGCCCCAUCCUGAAGAUUUUGUCAUUGCGAAAAGCGAACAUUAUUGCUGGGUUUCAGUCAUGUGACUUUUCUUAGCGGUUUUACCGGAAGUGAAAUAGUUGGUGGUCUAAACGGCUGCCAUAAUGCAAACAACUAGCGAUAACUUGUCAGAGUAUGCUCGUAAUCUAGAAGCCACUGCUCGAUUUAGAUAUUUUCAGAAGAUUGCUGUGUGCAAUGGAAUCGACCCCUACAGUCUGGGAAAGAAGGAUUUGUCAUACAAUCUUGAAAACUACCCUUCAGUCAAGUUCCCCGACAUCUCGAACUAUCUGGUGUUGCAGACGUCCUUCUACACCGCAAAACAGAUGAAAGCGUGGAAGAGUAUGGAGGCUUACAACUUUUUUGUAUGUGGCUGGGUAAAGGACCUCGCUAUCAAGUCGCUGCCGAAUGAAUCCUGUAUUGUUUUUGCCCGUGUAAGUAUGUUUUUUUUAAGCUUUUUGUUUGCGCCUUUACAACGAAGCACUGCAAGCUGAAGUGUAAACAAACAACAGUUUGCUUGAUUCUCACUUGUGUUGGCUUUUAUCGCUCAGCUAAAUCAUUCACAAAGAUCAUCAGAAACCCCUAUAAAGACCUGGAUCAUAGUUAAACAAGACGGAGAAGUGAUCACGGCGCAUUGUAACUGUACGGCUGGAUAAGAAUUUUGUCAUGGCCUUCAUACAUAUGGACUUUGUGAGGAGUAAACAAAGAAACAGCUGGGGACUUUAGUGCUUCGUGACAAAAAAAGUACUGGAAAAUAAUGACACAUAGCAAGAAAAGUACUUGGAAAACGCUCAGGACAUAUGGUAGCUGAGAAGGAUACAAACCUUUCACCAAGUGAUCACUGCAAACUCGAGCAUGCUUCGACUCGGCUCCCUUCGAUUUCAGUGAGAGGUUCAAAAGCCACCUUUCUCGACGUCUUUUUGUGAAACCUGUUCAUUCACCCUUUUUUAUUAGUUCACGAGGAACCCUGAAGAAACUUUUAUCAGUUUCACGAUUUGAUCGAUUCGAACAACCUAAAACAACACAAGCGUAAGGCAUUUUUCAUGCAAGCAAUGCACCUUCUCUGUCCAAACGCUUUGUCAACUGAGCUUUGGUAGACCACCAGCUAAAGUUUUGAAUAACUAAUGAGGCGGAUGUGACGUCACAUGAAACCCAGCAAUAGCUUUAUUUCUUUGUUAUAAAGCCCUGACACUGGAAAUUCCUUCCAAAAUGCUAAAAAAAAAUCUACUCACAAAAAAAUUUGACAAGACAAAGAAAGAUCCUCUGAAGACAAGAAGCAAACUUCAAUGGAAGUGGCUAUCCAUGGCUGGAUCAAUAUUGCUUUAAGAGGAGAGUUUAAACAAGGCAAGUCUUUGUGUAAAUUGUUACUAUAGAAACAACAUUUAACACAACAGGGAAUUAAUAUAAAUUUUGCAGUUGUCAAUGCCUCUGAGCAAUCAGAACUAUGCAUUCAGUGGUGCUGUGAUAUGAAAUAUUGUAUUUAAUCAUUUUAAAAUGUAGACUGGAUUUGGUUGGUCUUCAAAUCUAAGCUCCGUUCAGCUGCCUGAAAAAGUCAGUUUGUUGUGCAGUAAACAUUUGUUCUUUGUAGUCCUCUGUAGUUUGUUUUUUUUUCCCCCUCAAUUCCCAAUGUUCCUGAGCUAUUUUUCUACAAACUCUCCUCUUAAAGCAAUAUUGAUCCAGCCGUGGACAGCCACUUCCUGUUUCAUGUGAUUGAAGUUUGCUUCUUGUCUUCAGAGGAUCUUUCUUCUUUCACACUCCUACAAAUAGAUCUGUCCACAUUAUGUGCAUAGCUACAUCUAGGCCAGUCUAUUGAAAUCAAAUGAUAAAACAUUCCAAAUAUGAAACUUAUUUAUCAUAACUACUCAAUUGGGUUCAAUUGUCUCGUUUUUAGAGCUGUAGAAGUCACUUGAUGUUGCCUGGAACCUACACAUUUAGAAAAAGGAUUCUUCAAAAAAAUGUCUUGGUAUUGUUAAGAGUUCCUAAUAACAUUCUGGAUUGGAAACCCUUUCCGAUUGGACUGAAAUGCAGUUGUACGUUGGAUCUUUAACCGUUUCAUACAGCAAUUAUUUCAAACUUAUCAAGAUUCUUUAUGGAUUUUAUUAAAUGUUAUUAAAACUGCAUAUCGUAUACUUUUUUUCUGAAUAUCAUUAUGACUUUAUGAUUUGAAAAAGUGAGCACAGUGUCAAUAUGUAUGAAUACCAUGAAUAAACGAUACUGUAUAUACACUCA
Neoarius graeffei (lesser salmon catfish) is the source of this 5285-nucleotide messenger RNA. It is a transcript of the gene steap4, whose product is annotated as STEAP family member 4. The record is from RefSeq and is a predicted model, not a curated record. The transcript has 5 exons. Gene Ontology annotation, molecular function: ferric-chelate reductase (NADPH) activity; cupric reductase (NADH) activity. Gene Ontology annotation, cellular component: plasma membrane; endosome. Lineage: Eukaryota; Metazoa; Chordata; Actinopteri; Siluriformes; Ariidae. The coding region runs from base 287 to 1696 and encodes 469 amino acids. Gene Ontology annotation, biological process: copper ion import.